CUCGGCUUCCGCCCGGUUGCCGCGGAGACGCGUCCGUCGCGCGGAAAUCCCCGCGGGCGCGGAGCCCGCCCGGCGCCGCCAUGAGCCAGCGGCAGGUCCUGCAAGCGUUCGAGCAGUACCAGCGCGCCCGGUCGCAGUUCGCGCAGGCGGUGGCCGACUUCGCCGCCCGCCCGCAGAGCAUCGACGCUCUCCGCAGUGCAGGUGUAGUGUGUUUGCUGAGACCUCUUUUGCUGGAUGUCGUCCCGAGUAUUCGACAGACCGCUGCCUUGGCUCUUGGGAGACUUGCUGAUUAUGACGCGGAGCUGGCAGAGGCAGUCGUGAAGGCAGGCAUCCUUCCACAGCUCAUAUGUUCAUUGCCUGAGGAGAAUCGUUACUACAAGAAAGCAGCUGCUUUUAUGCUAAGAGCAAUUGCUAAACAUUCUCCACAACUAGCUCAGGCAAUAGUUCAGAGUGGAGCACUGGGGAUGCUGGUGAUUUGCUUGGAAGAUUUUGACCCUGGAGUCAAAGAAGGUGCAUCUUGGGCAUUUGGGUAUAUUGCACGACACAAUCCAGAACUGUCACAAGCUGUGGUGGAUGCAGGCGCUGUUCCUCUUUUAGUGCUCUGUAUCCAGGAGCCAGAAAUUGCUUUGAAAAGGAUUGCUGCUUCAACUCUCAGUGAUAUUUCAAAGCAUUCUCCAGAGUUAGCACAGACAGUAGUGGCUGCAGGAGCUAUCGCUUACUUAGCUCAGAUGAUCCCGAACCCUGAUGCUAAACUGAAGCGUCAGGUGCUGUCAGCUCUAAGCCAAAUAGCAAAGCAUUCAGUGGAUCUUGCAGAGUUGGUGGUUGAAGCAGAAAUUUUCCCAGUUGUGCUCACAUGCCUGAAGGACUCAGAUGAAUAUGUCAAGAAAAAUGGUGCAACUUUAAUUAGAGAGAUAGCAAAGCAUACGCCUGAGCUUUCACAGCUUGUAGUAAAUUCAGGCGGAGUUGCUGCUGUGAUUGAUUGUAUUGGCAGCUGCAGAGGGACUGUCAGACUGCCUGGCAUCAUGACACUUGGUUAUGUGGCAGCUCAUUCAGAGAACCUGUCAAUGGCAGUGAUUGUCUCCAAGGGAAUACCACCACUGUGUGUCUGCUUGAUAGAAGAACAUGAAGAUCAUAUUAAGGCAGCAGCUGCUUGGGCCUUGGGACAGAUUGGAAGACACACUGCUGAGCAUGCACGUCAUGUUGCAGUAGCAAACGUGCUGCCCACACUGCUUGAUAUCUUUGUGGACACAGGCAGCUCAGAAGAUCUUAAAGUGAAAGCUAAGAAAGCCUUAAAGAACAUUCUUCAGAAAUGUACAUAUCUUCCAGCACUUGAACCACUGCUUCAUGAGGCCCCUCCCAGUAUCAUGAAGUAUAUUAUCGGGCAGUAUAGUAAGGUGUUACCACAUGAUAGUAAAGCACGUCGUCUCUUUGUAACAACUGGUGGACUUAAAAAGGUUCAAGAAAUACAAGCAGAACCUGGGUCACUUCUUCAGGAAUAUAUCAACACUAUUAACAAUUGCUAUCCAGAGGAAAUAGUAAGGUAUUAUUCCCCUGGAUAUUCUGAGAUGCUCCUGGAAAGGGUGGAAAAUUACCAACCAGUUUUAUAAACUUCAGAGUUUUAUUAGAGCUGCAUUUCACAUUUAUACCUUUAUGACUGUAAUACAAAUACAGCUGUUGAAAACCUUGCUUGAUUCUCAAAUCUCUUUCUACUGUUUGAACUACUGAAAAAGCUCAGCAAUUCUAGCAAGCUACAUUUUAUUCUUUAUAAACUUGUUUGUUGCUAAGUUUUUGUUCCUUUUUNNUUUUGUUUUUUUUUUUUUUUAACAUUACUACCAGGUAUUGCCACAUAUAUGAAUGGAAUUUGAUGCAGAAGUGAUGAUUUAUCACAGAAGCUUUUUUAGAAUCAGUCAUUUCCUUUUUCUUCCACAAGAAAAGUUUGUUAUCUCAUUCAAAUUUUAGCCUUCUCAGUACUUACUACCAUUUUCCCCUUUUGCCUUUGUAUAUUGUUUAAAGCUUCCCAGGCUUGAUGAGGGGAAAAAAGCUGGCCCCUGUGUUCUUUCUAAUUAUGGAAUUCUUUCUGCACUGAGAUAUUUCCUACUGCUACCUUUGAGGAAGUAAAAUGUUAUUUUACAUGUCCAAACAUGUUAGUAGCAGCUAAACAAAGAAAUAUCAGAGAUGAAGACGAUACAAGGGCUGAAUGAUGAUACAAAGGCAUGAUAUGGUGAUGUGGUGAUGUGGCCUGGUAGAUAAUACAUCUUCUGCUAAAGUCCUCCUAAUUAAGGCAGGAUACUCUGUGAGGAUGGGGGCAAUACACUGUGUGGCCUGUGCAUGGUUGUUCCUCUUGAGAAGGACAGAGUGAACUCAGAACUUCCACGGAGCCGAAGGGAAGGACCCUGGGAGUUUGGUUCUGCGGGGUCAGCAGCACAUUUGUGUGGCUCAGAGGAGAGGAGGUUUGCUUGGCUGCAGGAACACUGUUAGCAAAGUUCUGAGCACAUUCAGAGGAAAUCUGAGGAUGCUUAGGUUGCACUGAUUGGACUGAUGGGCCUAAGGUGGCUUAGGAUUUAUGCUUCAAGGGCUGAAGAGUUGAGCUAAAACACAUUUGGAACUUAAGUCUUGAAGCUGCAGAUCACAUUGAUGUAGAGAUAUGAGUUCUUUCCCUUCUGUAGAACAUCCUGAAAUUAUUUUUACCUUCUUCUGGAGAGUGAAAAGACAUUCUGCUUACUCCUCUGCUGUAUCGCACAGCAAACAACCCUCUAGUCUUCCCUAAUAUGUAACUGUCAUAUACCAUUUUUUGUUCUAACCAUUUUUCUUUUUCUCAUUUGCAGCAGUUUGGGGGGUGUAGUUUUUUGUUUUGUUUUGUAUGCUUGUUUUUUGGUUAUUGUUUUUUU
Messenger RNA from Lonchura striata (white-rumped munia), 2888 nucleotides. It is a transcript of the gene SPAG6, whose product is annotated as sperm associated antigen 6. Gene Ontology annotation, cellular component: sperm principal piece; acrosomal vesicle; axoneme. Gene Ontology annotation, biological process: neuron projection extension; sperm axoneme assembly; epithelial cilium movement involved in extracellular fluid movement. The record is from RefSeq and is a predicted model, not a curated record. Gene Ontology annotation, molecular function: microtubule binding. Lineage: Eukaryota; Metazoa; Chordata; Aves; Passeriformes; Estrildidae.